This is a messenger RNA of Sapajus apella (tufted capuchin), 3899 nucleotides long. It is a transcript of the gene DMPK, whose product is annotated as DM1 protein kinase. Gene Ontology annotation, molecular function: ATP binding; protein serine/threonine kinase activity. The record is from RefSeq and is a predicted model, not a curated record. The coding region runs from base 1827 to 3719 and encodes 630 amino acids. NCBI's taxonomy places the organism in Eukaryota, Metazoa, Chordata, Mammalia, Primates, Cebidae. The transcript is spliced from 15 exons. Gene Ontology annotation, cellular component: cytoskeleton; cytoplasm. Gene Ontology annotation, biological process: actomyosin structure organization; peptidyl-threonine phosphorylation.
CCACCCCACACCCCCAGCCUCCUAGCCAUAACCCUUCCCGCUGACCUCACGGAUCAACGUAUUAACAAGACUAACCAUGAUGGAUGGACUGCUCCGGUCCCCCAACCUGCACAAAAUUUGGGGGCCCCCCAGACUGGCCCGGACAUUGGGGGGAUGUCACGGUCCUUGUGGCCUCAGCCUUGUCCUCCACCCACUGCCAAGUACAAUGACCUCUUCCUCUGAAACAUCAGUGUUACCCUCGUCCCUGUCCCCAGCAUGUGACUGGUCACUCCUGGGGAGAGACUCCCCACCCUCCCUCAAGAGCCCCAGGUCUGCAGUGUGCCCCUCGGUCGAGUGGGCAGGGCCGGGGUGGUCCAGCCCCUGCCCGGCCCCCACCCCAGCCACCCUUGCUGUUGUCUGUGCUUUUGAAGAAUGUUAAAUUAUGGAAGCCCCUCAGGUUCCUCCCUGUCCCCCAGGACCUCGUAUUUAUACUAAAAUUCCCUGUUUUCUCAGCGGCUCUGUCCCAUUCGGAGGAGAUGGUGUAGAGGACCUGUGUGUUUGCUCUUCGGUUCUAGGCAGUCCGCUUUCCCCAGAGGAGGAGUGCAGGCCUGCUCCCCUGCGAAGCGUGUCCCACCCCUUUUAAUAGGAAAAGCCGGAGCCUUGGAAGGGAAGGGACCCUCGAGGCACACAGCUGGUGACCCAUUCCAGCGCCCUCUUGGGGAGAAGAGCAUCCUGCCGGCAGCCAGGGCCCCUUGUCAAAGUCCUCAGUGGAUGUUUUUUAAAUUCCCAAAACUGCCCUGAACCACAUUUCCCAGGCCCUGCCCAGGUGGGACUCCUCGGUCCUUGCCUCCUAGUUUCUCAGGCCUGGCCCUGCCGAGGCCCAGGCGCCCCAGGCCGGCUGGUGGCCCUGACUUCCACUCUGGAGAACUGUCCACCCUGGAAAAAAGAGCUCAGAUCCCUCCUGGCUCCUGGAGCCGUAGAGAGUGUGUCUUCCCACUCUACCCUCCACCCCCCGAAAUGUUUCUGUUUCUAAUCCCAGCCUGGGCAGGAAUGUGGCUGCCCGGCCAGGGGCCAAGGAGCUAUUUUGGGGUCUCCUUUGCCCGAGGAGGGCUUGGCUCCACCACUGGCCUCCCCCAGGUUUUGGGCAGCAGGUCACCCCUGUUCAGGCUCCAAGGGUGCCCCCUCUUGGUCCUCUCCUCACCACCCCUUCCCCACCUCCUGGAAAAAAGAAAGUGUAAAGUGGAGACCCAGAGGGCUAAAUUUAACUGUCUGAGUUGGAAUCUGUCUCUGAGUCACCCAAGAAGCUGCCCUGGCCUCCCACCCCCUUCCCAGGCCUCAGCCCCUUUCUCCCACCCAGCCCUAGCCCCAGCCCCUAGCCCCCAGCUCUGGAGCUUGUUGGGAGCAAGGGGUUGAUCUCUACUGUGUCACUCAGCCUUGAUUGGCCCCGUUUCAUCAAUCGGCGGGUUCCUCUUGGAAUGUAUCAUACCUGUAGCUUCCUCUGUGCUCAACCUUUUUAUUGGGGUGACAGUGUGAGAGCUGAGAUUCUUCAUCUGUACCCCCUACUCUAGCACUAAAGGGUUCUGCAGGGCCCCAGAAGGAGGGAGCUUGGGGGGCUGGCUUGUGAGGGGUUAAGGCUGGGAGGCGGGAGUGGGGCUGGACCAAGGGGUGGGGAGAAGAGGAGGAGGCCUCCGCAGCAGAGAGAAGUGGCCAGAGAGGCCCAGGGGACAACUAGGGACAGGCAGACAUGCAACCAGGUCUCCAGGGCCUGGACAGGGGCUGCCUGGCCCUGUGACAGGAGGACCCCGAGCCCCCGGCCCGGGGAGGGGCCAUGGUGCUGCCUGUCCAACAUGUCAGCCGAGGUGCGGCUGAGGCGGCUCCAGCAGCUGGUGUUGGACCCCGGCUUCCUGGGGCUGGAGCCCCUGCUCGACCUUCUCCUGGGCGUCCACCAGGAGCUGGGCGCCUCCGAACUGGCCCAGGACAAGUAUGUGGCCGACUUCUUGCAGUGGGCGGAACCCAUCGUGGGGAGGCUUAAGGAGGUCCGACUACAGAGGGAGGACUUUGAGAUUCUGAAGGUGAUCGGACGCGGGGCGUUCAGCGAGGUAGCGGUGGUGAAAAUGAAGCAGACGGGCCAGGUGUACGCCAUGAAGAUCAUGAACAAGUGGGACAUGCUGAAGAGAGGCGAGGUGUCGUGCUUCCGUGAGGAGAGGGACGUGUUGGUGAAUGGGGACCGGCGUUGGAUCACGCAGCUGCACUUCGCCUUCCAGGAUGAGAACUAUCUGUACCUGGUCAUGGAGUACUACGUGGGCGGGGACCUGCUGACGCUGUUGAGCAAGUUUGGGGAGCGGAUUCCGGCCGAGAUGGCGCGCUUCUACCUGGCCGAGAUUGUCAUGGCCAUAGAUUCGGUGCACCGGCUCGGCUACGUGCACAGGGACAUCAAACCCGACAACAUCCUGCUGGACCGCUGUGGCCAUAUCCGCCUGGCUGACUUCGGCUCCUGCCUCAAGCUGAGGGCAGAUGGAACGGUGCGAUCUAUGGUGGCUGUGGGCACCCCAGACUACCUGUCCCCUGAGAUCCUGCAGGCUGUGGGCGGUAGGCCUGGGACAGGCAGCUACGGGCCCGAGUGUGACUGGUGGGCGCUGGGCGUGUUCGCCUAUGAAAUGUUCUAUGGGCAGACGCCCUUCUACGCGGACUCCACAGCAGAGACCUAUGGCAAGAUUGUCCACUACAGGGAGCAUCUCUCUCUGCCGCUGGCAGAUGAAGGGGUCCCUGAGGAGGCUCGAGACCUCAUCCAGCAGCUCCUCUGUCCCCCGGAGACACGGCUGGGCCGGGGUGGAGCAGGCGACUUCCGGACACAUCCUUUUUUCUUUGGCCUCGACUGGGAUGGUCUCCGGGACAGCAUGCCCCCCUUUACACCGGAUUUCGAAGGUGCCACCGACACAUGCAACUUCGACUUGGUGGAGGACGGGCUCACUGCCAUGGUGAGCGGGGGCGGGGAGACACUGUCGGACAUUCAGGAAGGUGCGCCGCUGGGGGUCCACCUGCCUUUUGUGGGCUACUCCUACUCCUGCAUGGCCCUCAGGGACAAUGAGGUCCCAGGCCCCAUACCCAUGGAACUGGAGGCCGAGCAGCUGCUUGAGCCACACAUACAAGCGCCCAGCCUGGAGCCCUCGGUGUCCCCACCAGAUGAAACAGCCGAAGUGGCAGUUCCAGCUGCUAUCCCUGUGGUGGAGGCUGAGGCCGAGGUGACGCUGCGGGAGCUCCAGGAGGCCCUGGAGGAGGAGGUGCUCACCCGGCAGAGCCUGAGCCGGGAGAUGGAGGCCAUCCGCACGGCCAACCAGAACUUCGCCAGUCAACUACGCACGGCCGAGGCUCGGAACCGGGACCUGGAGGCGCACGUCCGGCAGCUGCAAGAGCGCAUGGAGUUGCUACAGGCAGAGGGAGCCACAGCUGUCACUGGGGUCCCCAGUCCCCGGGCCACGGAUCCACCUUCCCAUAUGGCCCCCCGGCCGUGGCUCUGGGCCAGUGCCCGCUGGUGGGGCCAGGCCCCAUGCACCGCCGCCACCUGCUGCUCCCUGCCAGGGUCCCUAGGCCUGGCCUAUCGGAGGCGCUUUCCCUGCUCCUGUUCGCCGCUGCUCUGGCUCGUGCCGCCGCCCUGGGCUGCGCUGGGUUGGUGGCCCACGCCGGCCAACUCACCCCAAUCUGUCGCCGCCCUGGAGCCGCCUUCACCCCCUGAACCCUAGAACUCUCUUCGACUCGGGGGCCUCGUUGGAAGACUGAGCGCCCCGGGCACGGCACAGAAGCCGCGCCCACCGCCUGCCAGUUCACACCGCUCUGAGCGUGGGUCUCCGCCCAGUUCCAGUCCUGUGAUCCGGGCCCGCCCCCUGGUGGCCGGGGAGGGAGGAGCCGGUUCCGUGGCCGGC